UUAUUGUGGAAGUAUCUUUGUUCCUGGAAUUAACUGUCAAACCCGGCUAAAUGCAAAUAAAAGGCGAAGAAAACAAAAGAGAAAACAGAUAGUUGAUAUUAAAGAUAAAUAUCCAAAGAGCGUGAAACGAGAUAAUGAGAUAAUUCAAGACGAUGGUUCGGGCACUUGUAAGUUACGAAAAGCCACCCAAGAAAAAAGAAAGAUUAUCCAUGUUCAAUCCGAUAAAACCCAUUCACGACAAAGAGCAGAUUUUAAACAAAAACGUCAACAAUAUAAAAAUCAUUUAUCUUAUAUUUGUAAUAUGUGCAACAGAGAAACUAGAUUCACCGGGAGCAUUAUGAGAGAUGUUUCGCGCCCUGAUCAAACUGAAACCAAUAAAAAAAUUUCACUCUGGCCAAAACCGCAUGAAAUGUCAACCUUAUCCAAAAAGUUGAUAACUCCGAGUAACCCUUCGAGUGGAAGUAAAUCUAAAAAGAAAAAGCCAAAAUCACAGCUUCAACAAUUUUUAGCUGAAGAAAAGGAGAGAAAUAAUGAGAAAAAAGAUCCGUCAGAAUUGCUAAAUUUAGAAGAUUUUUUAUCAUCUUUAUGA
Messenger RNA from Acaulospora morrowiae, 589 nucleotides. The record is from the annotation of a GenBank genome assembly. Lineage: Eukaryota; Fungi; Glomeromycota; Glomeromycetes; Diversisporales; Acaulosporaceae.